Molecule: messenger RNA, 1242 nt
Organism: Brassica oleracea var. oleracea
Lineage: Eukaryota; Viridiplantae; Streptophyta; Magnoliopsida; Brassicales; Brassicaceae
Exons: 1
Coding region: 188-1156 (322 amino acids)
Source: RefSeq, a predicted model, not a curated record
GUUUCUAUCUAUUCCCAACUGAAUCAAAACAAACUGAUUCGGUUGUCAAUUUGAAUAAUCACACAGAAACACCAUUAACAAAAUCACCAUUUUGGCAAAACUCUUAUUACAGUUGCUCAAGAAUUUUGCAAUUGCAUGCUGAACAAAAUCUUUGUUAUACAUUGUUUAGGUGUUGAUUCUAAUAGAGAUGUUAUCUUUUCGAAUCCCAUCUAUCCGAACCCAACCUACGGCGUUUGCAGCUAAAAUAACAGAGACCACAAAGACCGUGGCACAACUCAAAUCAGCUGCAACACCCACGCCUCAUAGCACAGUCACGUGCGGUUACCAAGCUCACGUGGCGGGUUUCUUUCGAAACAUAACAGUUUUAUGGUCCAAGAAUCUCAUGAACCAUUCCCUCACCGUCAUGGUCUCGAGUCUAGACAAUGACAUGAACUAUUGCUGCAAGAUAGAUCUCGUGAAGCCAUGGCAGUUCUGGAGCAAAAGAGGAUCAAAGUCAUUCGACGUAGAAGGAAACUUUGUGGAAGUCUUUUGGGAUCUGAGGGCGGCGAAGUUGUCGGGAAACGGUAGCCCCGAGCCGAUGUCAGAUUAUUACGUGGCAAUAGUUUCUGAUGAAGAGGUUGUUCUGUUAUUGGGAGAUUCAAAGCACAAGGCUUACAAGCGGACCAAGUCAAGACCCGCGUUGGUCGAAGGGUUUAUAUAUUUCAAGAAAGAGAGCAUAUUUGGCAAGAAAACUUUUUCAACUCGAGCAAGAUUCGACGAGCAGAGAAAAGAACAUGAAGUGGUGGUGGAGAGCUCAAACGGGGGAGACGAUCCAGAGAUGUGGAUAAGCGUGGACGGGAUCGUGAUCAUGCACGUGAAGAAUCUGCAGUGGAAGUUUAGGGGGAACCAGAUGGUGUUGGUGGACAAAACUCAUGUGAUGGUGUACUACGAUGUGCAUGAUUGGUUGUUUGGAAGUUCAGAGUCAACGGCCAGUUCAGGAUUGUUUGUGUUUAAGCCUGUGGCGGUUGGAGGGAUGGUAGAUGAAUAUUUUAGCGAUGCGGAAGAAGGAGACAGCGGAGGAGGGAGUAGUCCUUUGAGUCGAUACAACUCGGCAUCAAGUGGUUAUGGGACAUUACAUGACUUUUGUUUGUUUCUGUAUGCUUGGAAAGUUGUGUGAGAAAUAUUUAUACCAUAGCAAAAUUUGAUAGUGCUUUUUCAAUUUACUUAUCUUUGUUAAGUUAUUUGAUAACCUAUAUAGAUUUG